Molecule: messenger RNA, 1377 nt
Organism: Chaetomium globosum CBS 148.51
Lineage: Eukaryota; Fungi; Ascomycota; Sordariomycetes; Sordariales; Chaetomiaceae
Exons: 2
Coding region: 1-1377 (458 amino acids)
Biological process (GO): fungal-type cell wall biogenesis; carbohydrate catabolic process
Molecular function (GO): mannan endo-1,6-alpha-mannosidase activity
Source: RefSeq, a predicted model, not a curated record
AUGAGGAUUUCUGGGCUUGUGGCCUCUCUGGGCCUACUGGUGGGAUCAGGAAAAGCGAUAGAGCUGGUCCUUGAAGAUGAAGCCUCCGUCAAAGCCGCCGCCAGCACAAUAGCAUUCGGGUUAGUCAAGUACUACACCGGGAACAACACAGGAGAUACACCAGGCAACCUGCCCGAUCCGUAUUUCUGGUGGGAAGCGGGUGCCAUGUUCGGGACCCUGAUCGACUACUGGGCAUUAACCGGAGACGACUCGUACAAUGCCAUCACCGCCCAGGCCCUCCUCCACCAAGGGACCGAGAACGGCGACUUCAAGCCCCGGAACCAGACACGCACACUCGGCAACGACGACCAGGGGUUCUGGGGGAUGGCGGCCAUGUCGGCGGCCGAGAACAAGCUCCCCGACCCGCCACCGGACCAACCACAAUGGCUCGCGCUCGCCCAGUCCCUUUUCAAUCAGUUUGCAUCCCGCUGGGACGAGGAGGCCUGCGGCGGCGGACUCCGGUGGCAGAUCUUCACCUUCAACAACGGCUUCAACUACAAGAACUCCAUAUCCAACGGCUGCUUCUUCAACAUCGCGGCACGACUAGCACGCUACACAGGUAACGAGACGUACGCGGAAUGGGCCGACAAGAUCUUCGCAUGGGAGGAAAAAGUCGGGCUGAUCACAGAAGACCACACGGUGCGCGACGGCGUGCACGUCAACAUCGACACCAAAACCUGCGAGAGCAUGGACCCGAACCGCUGGACCUACAACGCGGGCAUCUUCCUGCACGGCGCGGCGGUCAUGUACAACCACACCAACGCCUCGUCGAUCUGGCAGACCCGCGUGGACGGCCUGCUGCAAUCCGCGCGCGCCACCUUCUUCAACGACGACGGCGUCGUCUUCGAGCAGCUGUGCGAACCCAGCGGGUUCUGCAACAACGACCAGCGCAGUUUCAAGGGCUACCUGACGCGGUGGCUGGCCGGCACCACGCAGAUGGCGCCCUACACCUUCGACGCCAUCCACCCGCUGCUGGAGAACGACGCCCGCGCCGCCGCCGCCGUCUGCAUCGGCGACACCCCCGCCCCGGCCUUCAAGGGCCACUCCGGCACCGCCUGCGGGUUUAGCUGGACCACGCCGGGUCGUUUUGAUGGGUCCGUUGGGGUGGGCGAGCAGAUGAAUGCGCUGUCGGCGGUCAUGUACACGCUGGUGGGUCGGGUGGCGGCGCCCGUGACGGCAGAUACGGGCGGGACGUCGAAGGGGAAUCCGAAUGCGAUGGAGCAUGAGGAGCCGUUGGGGUAUAAGGAGAUCACGUUGGGGGAUCGGGUCGCGGCGGGGUUUGUGACGUCCGCGUUGGCGCUGGGGGUGGUGGCCGGGUCUGCGUUCGUGAUGAUAUAG